Messenger RNA from Harpegnathos saltator (Jerdon's jumping ant), 1015 nucleotides. Its product is annotated as THAP domain-containing protein 2-like. Bases 165 to 689 code for a protein of 174 amino acids. The transcript has 4 exons. NCBI's taxonomy places the organism in Eukaryota, Metazoa, Arthropoda, Insecta, Hymenoptera, Formicidae. The record is from RefSeq and is a predicted model, not a curated record.
CGUGCUCUCGUUUUAUCCGCGUUCUCCGACACUUCUCGCACCUGAAACGAAAAAGAGUGCACGUUAGAGGCGCAAGAGAGCGAGAGGGACAGAAUCGGUGAUGAAGUUCAGUGCGCGAGCGCGGCGGGCGCGGGUGAUGUGCCUGUUCAACAGGUUCGUUAGACAUGCCCGGUUGUGUGGCCGCGUGGUGCACGAAUUCCUCCAGCAAGGGAUUCAAGAUGUGUAACUUCCCGCGAAACAAGGAGAGACGAGACGCUUGGGUGAAGAAUAUGAAUCGGCAGAACUGGUCGCCAACGCCGCAUUCGGCUUUAUGCGAAGUACACUUUGCAUCAGAUAUGUGGGAGAAGAUACGGAUAGAUGGUAAGAAAAAGUUAAAGGCUAACGCUGUACCCACAAUUUUUGUCACAAAAUGUAUGUACCUUGUACUGACUGGCACAAAUGAGUCUUCAGUGAAGAAAAAAAAUAUCCUAGACUCAGUGUCUAUAUUGAGAAGAAAAUCAAGAUGUCCCACAAAGAAAGACAAUGGAUUGCAAAAGGAAUGUGAUAGACAAUUGCAUAGAAAUCAAGUAACAAAUAAUGAAGAAGCUAACAACAAUAAUGAAUCAGAAAAUGCUUACGGAAACAACAAGGAGAAAUUGGAAAAAUCGGAGUGUAUAUCACAAGAUUCGGAUAUCUACCUGAUGCUAUGAACAAUGGAUUUUAAUGCAAUUGUUGGAAGAAGAAUAGAACUCUCAAAUAAAAGGAAGCUGUUGUGAGAAGCAACAAAGGUGCAGCAUAAACUGAAGAAACUGAAGGUACUACAGCUAUACACAGCUGGAGAGGUUGUACCGGAAGUACUACAACCAUGCACUGUGUGCAGUUACGUAUAGCUGAAGAAAAAAAAAACUGUAGAAAAUCAUCACCUUUAAAUGAUGCAUUGUAUGUGAAAGUGUUUAUGAACUAUUUAAAGUGAAAACCAAAAUAUUAGAAUAGAAUAUUAAGUGACAAAAUAUAGGAAAGUUCCAUUGUGUUGUAA